AUUUCUUCCUUCGUCUUCAUCUUCAUCUUCUUCAUCUAAGAUCAGAAUCAACGGCGAGUUGUUUUUCUUUUUAAACAAACUUCACUUUAGUAGUUGCUUUUUCUUCGUCGUUCCAACCUCCACUCCACAACAGAAUUCAAAAUAAGCUGCUAAGUGGAGGAAAGAGAUGGACAUCAAUCCACAACAGAAUUCAGAAUCUGCUACGGAUUAUGAAAGAGCAAAAUCGUUGAAGGCCUUUGAUGACGCAAAAGCCGGUGUUAAAGGACUUGUUGAUGCCGGCAUUUCAACUAUACCUCCUUUCUUUGUCAUGCCACCAGAAGACCUAUCAUCGUCCCAGAGGCCAGGGGAUUUGGGAUUUCCCCGGUUCAAGGUUCCGACAAUAGACCUCAAACACACUCAUGGAGAUUUUCUAUGGCGAAAGCAAAUCGUAGAGGAAAUCAGAUGUGCUUGUGAGACAUGGGGAUUCUUCCAGGUUGUGAACCAUGGGAUUCCACAAGACAUAAUGGACCAAAUGCUCGAAGGCGUUCGAAGAUUCAACGAGCAGUCAAAUGAAGCGAAGAUGGAGAUCUACUCACGCGAUAAGAUGAAAAAAGUGCGGUUCAAUAGCAACUUUGAUCUGUACAAGGCCAAAGCUGCAAAUUGGAGGGACACUUUGUUGUGUGCCAUGGCUCCCAAUCCACCACAGCCUGAAGAAUAUCCAGCAGCCUGCAGAGACAUAAUGAAGCAGUACUCUGAACACGUUGAGAAGUUGGGAGAAAUUCUGUAUCAGUUGAUAUCACAAGCACUUGAACUUGAUCCCAAUCACCUAGAAGAUAUGGGGUGUGCGAAAGGGCAUGUCUUUUUCUGUCACUACUAUCCGGCAUGUCCUGAACCCGAUCGGACCUUGGGACAUGCUAAACAUACAGAUCCGUCUUUUCUCACUAUACUUUUACAAGAUCACAUUGGUGGCCUUCAAGUUCUGCACCAAAAUCGCUGGGUUGAUGUCCCUCCAGUGAGAGGUGCUCUUGUGAUUAACAUUGGAGACCUCUUACAACUCAUCUCUAAUGACAAAUUCAAAAGCAUUGAGCACAGAGUGCUGGCUAAAUCCGCCGGUCCAAGAAUAUCUGCUGCGUGCUUUUUCACGACACAUUUUCAAGAAUCUGACAAGCUUUACGGUCCUAUCAAAGAGUUGCUGAAAGAUGAUAAUCCACCUUUGUACAAGGAGACCUACGUCAAGGACUACAUCGACUCUUUCCAUUCAGCAGGACUUGGCGGAAUUUCUGCCCUUGCUCAGUUGAGGUUGUGAUAGCAGAAGAAACGUAAAAGCAAACAGUCGUAGAAACGUGGCCUAAGAAUCUUUUGAUAUAUCAACACGAAAUAAGGGAUUCGAAUAAUAAUCCGACAAGGCUUGCUUCU
Morus notabilis is the source of this 1395-nucleotide messenger RNA. RefSeq names its product 1-aminocyclopropane-1-carboxylate oxidase homolog 1. The coding region runs from base 167 to 1285 and encodes 372 amino acids. The record is from RefSeq and is a predicted model, not a curated record. The transcript is spliced from 3 exons. Lineage: Eukaryota; Viridiplantae; Streptophyta; Magnoliopsida; Rosales; Moraceae.